Molecule: messenger RNA, 1682 nt
Organism: Daucus carota subsp. sativus
Lineage: Eukaryota; Viridiplantae; Streptophyta; Magnoliopsida; Apiales; Apiaceae
Exons: 6
Coding region: 133-1416 (427 amino acids)
Cellular component (GO): chloroplast envelope; chloroplast thylakoid membrane
Source: RefSeq, a predicted model, not a curated record
AACCCAACCCAAACGGCCGGAGAAAAGAAAGCGGCCGGAGAGAAUUAUCAUAUAUAUAUACAGAUGAUUUAUAAAUAUAAAUAAUAAAUAAUAAAGAUAAAUGAAUAAAGGGUCUGACAGGAGAGUGCAGAAAUGGUUUUGACAUCGAUGGAGAUGGCGGCAUCUUCUCAUCUUCCUCCCCUUUCAACUUUUAAAUCAGUUUCUUCUUCUUCAACAUAUCGUGCUGCUGCUGCUGCUCCUUUUUUCCCAUUUAGAGGUUCCCAUCCGUCUCUUCGUAAUAGAAGACGGCAAUGCUUCUCUUGUAUGGCUGUUGUUAGUGGGUCAUCCACAGUUCCAGAUGAUUCUCUUAAAGAACGUACAGCGAGUACAAAACAGAUUAAUAUUACUACUAGGCAUGAAGUGCCCAACACAGAAGAACCUGAUGCUCCUGAAUCUUUAGACAGGUCUAAAAUGAUUCGAGUUUGUGACAAAUUAAUUGAUGUUUUUAUGGUUGAUAAACCGACUCCAACAGACUGGAGAAGAUUAUUAGCGUUCAGCAAGGAAUGGGAUAAUAUCCGCCCUCACUUCUAUAAUCGAUGUCAAGACCGAGCGGAUACUGAGAGUGAUUCUGGGAUGAAGCACAAAUUACUUCGGCUUCGUAGAAAGCUGAAAGAGAUUGAUGAUGAUGUGGUAAGACACAAUGAACUUCUUCAUGUUAUCAGAAAUGCACCAUCUGAGAUGAGUGAAAUUGUUUCCAGACGUCGUAAAGAUUUUACAAAGGAAUUUUUUGUUCAUCUUCACACAGUUGCAGAAUCUUAUUAUGAUAAUCCAGCUGAACAAGAUGCUAUUGCAAAACUUGGAAACAUGUGUUUGGCUGCUGUUCAAACAUAUGAUACUGCAACUGAAAGUAUUGAAGCACUAAAUGCAGCAGAGCUGAAAUUCCAAGAUAUUAUCAAUUCUCCUUCUUUAGAUGUUGCUUGCAGGAAAAUUGACAGUUUGGCAGAGAAAAAUCAGCUUGAUUCUGCCUUGGUCCUCAUGAUUACGAAAGCUUGGUCAGCUGCCAAGGAUUCCAACAUGAUGAAAGAUGAAGUCAAAGACAUAUUAUAUCAUUUAUACAUGACGUCUAGAGGUAAUCUUCAGAGGCUCAUGCCUAAAGAGAUUAGGAUACUUAAGUAUGUUCUUACCAUUAAUGAUCCUGAAGAGAGGUUGGGUGCUCUAAGAGAUGCUUUCACCCCUGGGGAGGAGCUUGAAGGAAAGGAUGUUGACUGCUUGUACACGACACCUGUGGAGCUGCACACUUGGAUAAAAACAGUGGUUGACGCAUACCAUUUCAGCAGAGAAGGCACUCUGUUAAAAGAAGCCAGGGAUCUGAUGAAUCCAAGAAUGAUACAGAAACUGGAGGAAAUAAAGAAGAUAGUAGAAGACAAGUUUAUGUAAAGCCGAGUGGUAACCUUGAGUAUUCACAUUUCACUGUCAGCGACUCACUUGUAUUACAAAGACGUACACUGCCCUUUUUUUGUGUGUUGAUUAACGAAAGAAAUGAAUCGGCAACUGGAGAUAUAUUAAUAUGAAUUGCUUAGGAUAUCAUAAAUAGUUAUUUUAGCACUGUAUAUGUAAAAGACGGGAUUAGAAACCAAGAUUCAGCUUCUGCACAAGGAACAAUGAAUUCUCCAACGCUCUAAUCUUAUUUAUGUUUUAGGGCC